Molecule: messenger RNA, 1608 nt
Organism: Fusarium subglutinans
Lineage: Eukaryota; Fungi; Ascomycota; Sordariomycetes; Hypocreales; Nectriaceae
Product: Na+ H+-exchanging
Exons: 3
Coding region: 1-1608 (535 amino acids)
Biological process (GO): proton export across plasma membrane; regulation of membrane potential; sodium ion export across plasma membrane
Cellular component (GO): plasma membrane
Molecular function (GO): sodium:proton antiporter activity
Source: RefSeq, a predicted model, not a curated record
AUGUCUGGAUCUCUCUGGUCAAUCCCUCUCCAAACCACAAACUUCAACAUAGUCGUCGCUUUUCUCGGCGGCUUCAUAUCAAUCUUCGGCCUCGUAUCCUACCUCCUCAAAGAGAACUACUAUCUCUCCGAAGCCCUUAUCUCUCUCUUGGUAGGCGUUGCAUUUGGUCCUCAUGGCGCAGACUUCAUUCGUCCAAAGGACUACGCUGAGUGCGCUGAGUUUCCCGAUUCGUGCAAUGUUGACCUCAAUGCUAUAACGCUCAACUUUAGCCGUCUUGUUCUCGGUGUGCAGCUUGUCCUUGCAGGCGUGCAGUUGCCGAGCAAGUAUCUGGUGAGAGAAUGGAAGUCGCUUAGUUUAUUGCUGGGGCCUGGUAUGACCUGUAUGUGGCUUGCUACGAGUCUGCUUGUAUGGGCGCUUGCAGGGCAGCCGCCGUUUUUACAUGCCCUUGCUAUUGGGGCUUGUGUUACACCCACUGAUCCAGUCUUGAGUGCUGUUAUUGUAAAGGGGAAGUUUGCGGAUCAUAAUAUUCCCCAGGAUCUUCAGUAUCUCAUCACUGCUGAGUCUGGUGCCAAUGACGGACUCGGCUAUCCGUUCCUCUUCUUGGCGCUCUAUCUCAUCAAGUUCACAGGUGCUGGAGCUACGUCUGGUGGAGCUGCUGAUGCUAUGGGGCUGUGGUUCGGUAUGACCUGGGGUUAUACCAUCCUUCUCAGUGUAAUCUACGGCGCUGUGGUGGGAUGGAUUGGCAAAGAGCUGCUUCACUUCGCUGAGAAGCACAAUUACGUUGAUCGCGAAAGCUUCCUCGUCUUCGCCAUCGCUCUCGCACUCUUCGUCCUGGGAACAUGCGGAAUGGUCGGUACAGAUGAUGUUCUAGCAUGCUUCAUUGCCGGCAACACAUUCACAUGGGACGACUGGUUCCGCCUCGAGACAAAAGAUGACUCUCUCCAACCUACAAUUGACAUGCUGCUCAACGUUACCAUAUUUCUCUGGUACGGAGCCUACAUCCCAUGGAAGGACUUCCGCGACAACUCUGUUGUUCCUCUUUGGCAUCUUGUCAUCCUGGGAAUUUGUGUUCUUGUGCUGAGGCGCCUUCCGUGGGUGUUUGGUAUGCACAAGUGGAUUCAUCAGAUUGAUGAGGUCAAACAGGCUGUUUUUGUUGGCUUCUUUGGACCAAUUGGUGUUUCCGCGGUGUUCUAUCUAUUCAUCAGCCUGGAGUUCAUUGAGGACCAUCUUAGUGUUGAUGGCAAACCGAGGAGCGAUGUCAAGAAUCUUGGAGACCAGACACGCAUCAUUGUGUGGUUUCUCACAGUUUGCAGUAUCGUCGUUCAUGGCUUGAGUAUACCGGUCGGAAAACUUGGCUUCCAUGCACCUAGGACAUUGAGCCGUGUUGUCAGCGAAAGUCUGAGCGAUGCUCCAGUAGGCGGACGACGACGAAAUAUUCCCUUUAUUGGGAGGUAUCUCUUUGGACCAGAUAAGAAAGACGCUCGUCCGGCUACUGGUCCAAUUGUCAUUACUGGUGUUCAAAGAAUGCGCUCAGAGCUACCGGUUCAUGCUGGCGAUGAGACACCUCCGCUAAGACGAGAGAUACAGUUCGCUGAUGAGGUAAGAUAA